GGUAGCGGUGCUGCUUCUUUGUGAUGUCAUUGCUGCCAUAGAAACCAUGUGUGCACACAAGUGAAAAUGACAUCUGGCAGCAGAAGAGCAUGGAAAGUUGAGAGAGGAGGCAACAUCUUCAGUCUGGCAGGGUCAUCAAAGCUGCUCAGCUGAAAAAGAACAUCCUCAACAGUCCUAGGUAUAAUUCCACUUCCAAACAUCAAAGGAUGUCUCAGGAAGUUGAUUGGUUACACAGCCAAGCAGGUGUGUGUAAGGUAGAUCUCUACAAUCCUGAUGGAGGGAAAGACCAGGAACGCAAAGUGAUUUGUUUUGUUGAUGUCUCCAGCCUGAACAUAAAAAAAACAGAUGAUACAGGCAAAGAUGCUGCUGGCCAGUCUAAACCGAAUGAACCUGUCACAGGACUUGAUCUGGGAAAAAUGCAGGACAAAGAAGUCAUUGUAAUAAAAGACAGUGACACACCAGAACAGUCUAAGACUGAAGGAGCAGUUUGUCUGUUCAAACAAGGUUCAACUGAAGAACUCAAUGUUGUGUCCUGGCUCUUUGAUGACCUGCAAAAAUAUGCAUGUGGGUUCCAACAUGCACUGACCCCUUCAGGUACCUCUCGUCAACAAAAGCCAUCAGCAGCUGACAAGAUGUCCCAGAACAACAACAACACCGCUUUCAAGUCUUCUGAAGGUCAGAAAGGACCUGCAGAUGAAGUAGCAAGCACUGUGCAAAAACUCUGUUCUUUGGUUAUGCAAAUGGCAAGUAAAGAGAUCUCUGAAAAUCUGGAAGAUGCGGCCAGUAAAUGUAUACGUCAGGCAAUUUAUGCUACCAAAGAUGGGAAAGCACUUAAUCCCUCUGGUUCUGUAAGUAAGGUAGCAUCUAAGAUGGUAAAUGAUACUAUGGAAAAUGUCCAGGAUGCCAGCUGUAAGUCAUCUCAAGACAAGAUUUCGGGCAAGAAAGAAGACGGGAAAGGAGGCCCCAAGAAAACCUCUCUCUUUUAUGGUGAGGUAUGUUCCAAUCAAAGUGAAUCCAUGCCAGAUGAUGAAGGAAAGCCAAUGGCACAUGCCCAUUUGAUACACCCAAGGAAACAGUCAGCUCGUAAUGAUGGUGGCUCUUUUAACAAAGGGCUAAUGGUAUAUGCAAACAAAAAUGCUAAGGAUAUGACUUUCUCAUUUGUGAAUGCCACAAAAAUUCACAAGGGUAGGCAGCCACUCCCAGCUUGUGUGGUUUUGAAAAGAGUGUUUCUCAAACACACAAAGGAUGUCAUAUCAGACUUAAUUGACUCUACCAUGAAAAAUCUACAUAAUGUCACUGGGGUCCUCAUGACAGACUCAGACUUUGUUACUACAGUGAAGAAAAAUCUCUUCAAUGCAGGAACCCAGAAAUCAACUGAAAUUUUAGAAGCAAUGGUAUUAAGGAUGUAUAAUGCUUUGAUGUCAGAAACUAAGGAGAAAGGGCAUAGUCUUGUAUACUCUUUACUGAAAACAGGAUGUUCAUUAGACCCUAAUUCUCCAAAUAUGCACUUUGCAUCUUUGAAAGGUGGAUUACAUAUGAGGGAAAAGGUAAAGCAAGAGGGAGGACAGUCUUCAGUCCAGAAAGUAGGCGAGACAAUAAUUAAGGAUGGAAUUAACAUGCUGCGAUCAAAAGCAGGAGGCAAAGGUUCAGACAGGGGAUGUCAUGACAAGAGGCCAGAAAAAAGUAGCUCCACAACUGAGUUUUUAGCAAAAGAUCUCAUUUUGACAGCUUUAAUGUUGAUACAGCAACAUCUGCUAACUCAAUACAAGGAACCAACUGAAACUAGCACAUCUUCAUAUGGGUAUUUUGAAAAGGGUGGCAAACAUGGUUCUAAAUCUCAUGGCUGCAAGGGUGAUCCACAACAACAAGAAUACCAGAGGGGUGAAAUACAAAGUGCCCUCCUAUCAAUCAUCCAGAAGGUCCUACAAGAGGCUGGUUUCAGUGUAGAUGAGUGCGAAGUAAGCAGGAGUUUCAAACCAAGCUCAUUUGAUGAGAAGCCUACCAGGAAGUCCUCAUCUAAACACUAUGGUUCAGAUGUAGAUUCUGAAAACAUGGAUCAAAUAAACAAGAAAUUCAUUGAUCAGCUGAUGGAAUCUGUGAUGAAGCUUUGUAUGUACAUGACUAAAAGCCCUGAUUUUGUUGUUGAAGAUUACUCUGAUGAUCAAGCUACAUACUUUACCGCAAGAAACAAAGGUGUAUCAACUCCAGAUUCAAUGACAUCCCAGAAACCUCCACGACCUACUAAUAUUGGAAAACCACUUGUGCCUGCUGGUUCUGAAGUGAUAGUGAACAACCAGACCUCCAACACCAGCUCACAGAACCGAGAGCUCCAGGCUGUCCUCCAGUGGAUGGCUGCCUCCCACUUCCAAGUGCCUAAUCUCACAUUCAUGCAUGAGAAUGAUGAGGAACUAAAGAAGCUUCCUCAAUUGGCUGAUAAAGCAGCCAAGAAAGGUGCAAGUGUGGGGGAUAUUUUGCAGGAGGUAAUGAGGUAUUUUGAAAAACAACAGGUUGAUGCCGCUGUGGGAAACAUGCCUCGUAGCGGACUUCUUGACUGGUUGCUUGCUAAUCUGUAGACAAGUGCCAACACCUCCCUCUCAUUACUUCCACCCAGCGGUGUCAUCUUAAUUACCGGAUGGAAUAACAAUACAGCUCAUUUUCCAUAGACAACAGUUGAUCAAA
Messenger RNA from Varanus komodoensis (Komodo dragon), 2679 nucleotides. RefSeq names its product A-kinase anchor protein 4-like. Gene Ontology annotation, molecular function: protein kinase A binding. The coding region runs from base 207 to 2573 and encodes 788 amino acids. The transcript has a single exon. The record is from RefSeq and is a predicted model, not a curated record. Gene Ontology annotation, cellular component: sperm fibrous sheath; sperm principal piece; cytoplasm. Gene Ontology annotation, biological process: intracellular protein localization. NCBI's taxonomy places the organism in Eukaryota, Metazoa, Chordata, Lepidosauria, Squamata, Varanidae.